This is a messenger RNA of Oppia nitens, 1155 nucleotides long. RefSeq names its product choline/ethanolamine kinase-like. The record is from RefSeq and is a predicted model, not a curated record. Gene Ontology annotation, cellular component: cytoplasm. Gene Ontology annotation, molecular function: choline kinase activity; ethanolamine kinase activity. The transcript has 3 exons. Gene Ontology annotation, biological process: phosphatidylcholine biosynthetic process; phosphatidylethanolamine biosynthetic process. Lineage: Eukaryota; Metazoa; Arthropoda; Arachnida; Sarcoptiformes; Oppiidae. Bases 1 to 1155 code for a protein of 384 amino acids.
AUGACUACUAAUAAUAAUGAACUGCCGGUGUCUAAUGAAAACGAUAAAAUAAGUAUAAAAGAUUUGACUAAUUGUGAAGACAUUAGUCAAAUAGAUUUGGAUAAGUUAGAGCUGUUAAGGGGUGAUACACCCGAUGACAUCAAAGAUCAAUGUCUUAAACUAUGUCAACAAUAUUUGGCCGGCAAUUGGUUGCAACAGACCGUCGAUACUAUUAAAAUAGAGAGAGUGUCGGGCGGUAUGACUAACCAACUAUACUAUUGUGGAAUUGUUGACAAAUCUGAUGAUAAACAAGAAGUUCCACAACAAGUGGCGGUUAGACUGUAUGGACCAAAAUAUUUCAAUAAUAAAGACUGUGACGGAAAUGAAAGACUCACUGAUGUAGUCAUAGCACUGAUGGUCUCACAAAACAAAUUGGGUCCUAAAAUAUACGGUAUCUUUGAUUGCGGACAAAUACAGGCGUUUUAUAAGCACCGAUCGUUCAAAAUUAAUGAACAAAAAGAUCCAAAACUGGUGACAGAAUUGUUUGAGAAGUUAGCUCGAGUUCACGCCAUGGAUGUGCCCAUCAAGAAGACUCAUUGGUCUCUGAAAGAAGUGGAAAGAUUUUACGAUAAUUUUACCAAAAAGACUGAUUUAGUCGAUUUGAUUAAUAAAAUUGAUAUUUUUAAUAAACAUAAUUUGAAAGAAGAAAUUAAUUGGAUUAAAGUUUUGAUUGAAAAGACAAACAGUCCGCUAGUGUUUACACACAACGACUUCCGAAGCAAUAAUAUAAUGGUUUUGGAGGACAAUAAUUGCCAGUCCGGGGAACAGAUUGUUUUGUGUGACUUUGAAUACUCCAGUUAUGGCUAUCGGGGACAGGAUUUCGGUCUUAUUAUGUCUGAAUGGGACCGUAAUCUGAAUGAUAUGAAGAAACCGAUGACUUUUCCCAAUGACUCUAUUCUGCGGUCAAUAUUUGAUAUCUAUAUCAAAGAAACGGAAAGAUUGUUUGGCAAAGAGUAUUGCGAAGCAAAACGAGUUACAAUUGAUGUGAUCAUCAAAGAGGCAAAAGUUUUUACAUUAUAUAUGCAAUUAUUUUCGACAGUUUUUAUUUUAGGUAAUGAUUCACAAAUGGAUGAUAUUUUCAUGAAUCACAACACUAUAGCGGGGUUUGGUAUCUAG